Molecule: messenger RNA, 2112 nt
Organism: Cuscuta campestris
Lineage: Eukaryota; Viridiplantae; Streptophyta; Magnoliopsida; Solanales; Convolvulaceae
Source: the annotation of a GenBank genome assembly
AUUAAGAUUCCUGUUAAAGGCCAGUCUUGAUUCAUUUAAUUAUUUUCCCAUUUAUUUAGCCAUUGUGCUUGUAAUUCCAAUUUUGCCUGUACAGCUUCAGGCGUAUUAAGAUUCCUGUUAAAGGCCAGUCUUGCAAACACCUGCAGUGCUUUGAUUAUCAAAACUUUGUUGAUAUAAAUUCAAGAAGACCGUCUUGGCGUUGUCCUCAUUGUAACCAGAAUGUCUGCUUCACAGAUAUCCGUAUUGAUCAAGAUAUGGCCAAGGUUUUGAAAGAAGUUGGGGAGAACAUCACUGAUGUCAUCCUCUCUUCAGAUGGUUCGUGGAAGGCAAUCAUGGAAAGUGAUGGACAUACUGACAAUUCCCCCUCGAAUAACCCCAAAAUUUCAAAAGACGAAACUAUGCAUCCAGAUUCGGGUGGCAUCCCUAGCUUCUCUACAGAUAUUAUGGAUCUUACCGAUAUAGACGAUGCAAUGGACGUAGUACGUGGUACAGGAGAGAUGGAUGACUAUAAAGGUCUCCAGACCAACAACCAAAACCAACCUUCUCGUCAGUCUAGUAAACCAACUGAGGUUAAUCAGACUUCUAACAUGGGUACUGACUUCUGGUCGGGCCUUUAUCUCUCCACGUUUGAAUCGGGGACGUCUAGAUCUAGUUCCAACAUGCAGCAGAUUGGUGUUUCUGAGCCUAUUCCAACAAGCGUAACACCAUCUCCUGUUUUAACAGAUGCACUUAUCCCUGCCUCUGUCAUACAAGGUGGGGAUUCCUCACCUAAUAACAACUUGCAGUUACAGCAGUUUCAUCUUGGGAACUCGGUGGGCAGUACUAAUGAAUAUGGAAGGAUGCCAUCAAUAACUAGAUAUGCAGUGAAUAGGGCAGCAAUUGCAGUUCAGGCCCUUCCAGCGCAGACCCCCUCACCUCAGCAGAGACCAAGAAAUACCAACACCUCUCCAGUUCUCAACUGCUCUUCCCCAGCUUCUCAGGCAACACCAGUUAUCACAAGUUCUGGUAUUAGUAAUAUUGAAAGGCAGCAUAGUUUCUCUAGAUCUAACUCAAAUAUUGUCCAACCAUCACAUGCCCCGUCAUCAACAUUACCUAAUAAGCAGGUUGAGCAUUCUUUUGCUCAUAAAAGUCAACAGUUUGGUGCUGGCCACAAAAGUUCAGCUCCCACACCUCCUUUCAGAGCUUCUUCGGGAUUUGCCGCUGAAUCACUCAAUGCAAAUUGGCAGGGAGUAAUGAACCACCAGCAUACACCACCCUAUACCUCUACUCAGUCUCAACAAGGCCUUUCUCGGUCACCUGCCGCCACCGCCUCCAAUUUCUCGCGAAACAACCUACAAAACAGUUCGCAAAUUGGAGUUGGUCCGGCAAGAGGUGGUGGUGCUGUUAGUAGCCAACACCUUCAGCCGAUGCUAACUGCUCAAAAGACUGCUCAGGUAGCAAGACCUGUUCAGUUAUCUCGACCUGCCGCUCCACCUCCUGCUUCAAGAAAUGCCGACCCCUCUUCACGGGGGGUUUCAUCAUUGACUGGAGGGGGGGAACAAAGGGGAGGAAACACAGUGCCAGUGGAUAUAUUAGCAUCUACACCAGAUAAGGACUGGCGGCCCUUAGGGCGCAUGCGUGGAAGCCUAUCAGGUAGAGCAUUCUCAGAGGCUCUGGAACACUACAUCCCUGUUCAGCCAUCAACAACCACAACCCAGCAAGCCCAAGCUCUGAAACCGUCUCUCCCCCCUAAUAUCUCGCCACAGUUGCAAGCCCUCCUGGCUAACAGAUUUGGUGGCCUCUCAUCUCCUACUAUGAACCAGCAGCAGGCUUCUUCAAGUCCAUCUUCUACGCAAGAUGUUCCGCCUGUUUUACCUCAACAUUCUUCUAAAAUGCAAUAGAUCUCAAGUUCUGUGUUCAUUAAGGUAAGUUAUUCUGUGUUUUCAUUUUUCUGUUUUAUUCUUGAGGUCACUUUGUCUAUAAGCCUUCAUCCCUGGCCUAUUUAUUCUCCUCUACAUAAGGGAAGUAGAUACUGUAACAGGAUUCAAACAACCUAUACAUGCCCGCGGCAUAUGCUGCCGCAUUAAGCUUUUGUACGGAAAGCUUAUUUUCCAAUCAAAGUUUCUUGCAUUU